Molecule: messenger RNA, 4962 nt
Organism: Ixodes scapularis (black-legged tick)
Lineage: Eukaryota; Metazoa; Arthropoda; Arachnida; Ixodida; Ixodidae
Product: CUB and sushi domain-containing protein 1
Exons: 12
Coding region: 435-2498 (687 amino acids)
Source: RefSeq, a predicted model, not a curated record
AGUUGGGAUCGAGACGCCGUGGCGGGUGCUCGGAAAAGUUACCUGCGCGCACUUCGCGCCUCGCUCGAAGUUUUCCAGCGACGAACACGUGCUCCGUCUCGCGUUACCUCGCUGUGUCUUCGGUGUCUGCAUCGCGCUCCCCGGAUGAACGAAGGCCAUCGUUCGGAUCUCGUACCCCACGUGCAAAUGAAUCGGCGCCCAAGUUCGAGCACAGUUCCCAGCGAGAACCUCAGCCUCCUCGGUGGUCGACAGUACUGUCCUUAGCCUCGUGUUGGACGCGCUGAAAGACUCGGGGGGCGUGUCGAGGAGCUGCCUGGAUUAAGCCGUGCGGAGACAAGUUUGGAGUUCUUUGCCUGGCGGAAGAGCUGAGACGAUGCGUGCUGCAGAGGGAUGUGUUGGGGGAUGAUACGCUGAUCCCGGUGGAAGACGCGAAGAUGGACCUCUUCGUCGGAUUUCUGGCCGUUUUUCUCCUUCGGAUCGCCGCGGGUCUCAAGUGCGGCUACCCGGGUCGCCCGGCCUAUGGCCGCAUCAGCCUGAUCCGGGACUCGUACGAAGAAGGGCAGCAGGUGGCCUACUCGUGCGACAGCGGCUUCAACCUGCUCGGACAGUCCUCGAGGGGAUGCCUCGCCAACGGGACCUGGUCCGGCGCCCUGCCCGUCUGCGACACCAGCCUGGCGAUCCAGAGGAUCCCUGAGACGUCGGGCUACCUGUACGCCCACCCGCCGGUGAACGCCCUGGACGGCAGCAAGAGCAACUGCUUCUACACCACGCACCAGCACCCGCGCUGGUGGCGCGUCGACCUGGGCGCAGCCUACCACGUGCUGUCCGUCGCCAUCAGCGUGCCGCACGUCAAUUCCAGACAAGACUUGGUGGUGUCGGUAAUCAGCUACGAAGGCAACAAGGCCACCUUCAACAGAUGUGCUGCUUUCAGUGGAAAAUUCCCCACUCAGACGGUGAUACUGAUGUGCGACGAAGGCAAGGGCAUUGUCGGGCAGUUUGUCGACAUCACCGACAAGCGCAAGGAUCCAGAUUACUUCAGCCUGUGUGAGGUGGAAGUCUACGUCCUCAGGGAGAAGUACCCGUGCGGGGACCCGGACAAGCCCCCCAAGUCGUACACGGUGCCCAUCUCGCCCCAGGAGAUGGAGUACCGCUGCGUCUCGGGCUACAAGCUGGGCGGCCCCGCCACCCGCUCCUGCCUCCCGUCCGGACGCUGGUCCGGGAGGGCCCCGGACUGCCUCGAGCUAGCGUGCCCGUCCCUGGGGCCCCUGGAGAACGGCCGGGUGGCGGUGCGGGGAGCCAGCAACGGCCGCACGGUGCAGGGGAGCCAGCUGGUGUACACCUGCGACCCCGGCUACUCCCUGGACGGGAACGACACCCGCACCUGCCAGGAGGAUGCCCGCUGGGGAGGGCAACAGCCCCGCUGCCAGCCCGUGACGUGCGAGAUGCCCACGUUUGAGAUGGAGGGAGGGUCGUACCGCCUGCUCAACGUGUCCACCAGCUACGGAGACCUGGCCGAGCUCAACUGCCACCUGGGCUACGAGAGGCAGGGCUCCCGGCACACCGUCGUCUGCCAGCAGGACGGCACCUGGAGCAAGCCAGAGUCCUCCUGCACUCUCGGGCAAGUGAAGCAAAAACUCAAGGAGCAUUCGUCGAGCGAUGCCUCCGACGCAAGCUCGACUUUAACCGGUAUGGUGGCUGCCGUGAUUGCUAUCGCCUUCUUGUUUCUGCUGUCCAUGUGCGUGCUGCUGCUUCUCAAGAGGCGGAAGUAUUUCUCCGGCCCCAAGAACCAUCCCCCUAAAGCGGCCGUGAGCGCCACCAACGGGGGCACGGACGUCUCGUACACGGAGAGCAGCGGCACCAUCUACCAGAACGAGGACUUCUACACGGAGAUCCCACUGAAGCCGCCCCAGCACGACGACCAUACCGUCAACAACAACCACAUCCACAACGGCCACCAGCAGCCUCGUCUCCUUUACGAGCCGGACGUCCCGGCGUCCACCGCAGAUCGGCGAAAGAGCUCCACGCCCAGCCGCAAGAGCUCGGCGUCGUCCAGGGAAAACAUCUACGAAGAGAUCGCCCUGGCCGCGUCGCGCAGUCGCAAGCCGUCUUCCGGCGGGAGGAAGUCCGACGGGGCGGCCAUGGCGGCGCCGCCGGUGCAAGAGCGGCGGGAGGUGCACGGUCCGGACGACUCGCCGGCGCUCUAUGCCAAGGUGGACUUUGAUCAGAAGCGGAAAUCGCGCAUGAUCAAGGGCGGCGAGGACAGCGUGCAGAAGGGUCCGCCAGAGGCUGGUGUCAAGUUGAGAGACCUUCCCCCGAUUCCUCCGCCCGAAGAAGAAGGCAGGGACGCGGUUGCCAUGUCCCUGGACGGUGCGGUCACACCAAUGGCGUCCCUCGCGCCGCACGUCGUCGAAGGCGGCAACGUCUACGUCGGACAUCCGUUGGCGACAGACGGAGAGGAUGCGGUGAUGGUCGACAACCAACUCUACGUCGGGUCGUGACACGGUGCCCCCGCUCCCAACUGAGUGCACCGUGCUCCGUCGCGGCAACGAAACAUUGUCCAAGCACCGAGUCGCCGCAAAACCCCGGUGAAGAACUGACGAAACAGUGUGCUCGAGAUUCGAGUGUUCCGAAAUGUCCAAACUAUCAAAAUGCCCUUUCUGUGGACUGAAGCGGAGGGCAAAAGUGAACCUUGCGGACAGCUUACGUCUUGGGUAUUUAUGUGACGUACGAGGUGUCGGCACCUAAAUGCUCGCCAAAUAAGAGGCGAGUUGGACCGUACGAAAUCGAUGCGAAAGCUAUAUCGCUGCCGCGAAGUCGACGGUCCGAGCACUGUCGAACAAAGGACACUCAAGAGCCACUUGCGCAUUUUUGGUGUCUGAGCUGGCUACCGAAGUUGGCAAAAACAUUGUUACGUUUUGAGGAACCUACCCACGCAAAUGAUGCCGCGUUGCCGUUCGUGUCAUGAUUGAAAGGUUGAUUUCAGCUUUCAAACGUGCCUAUCCGCAACUGCGGAACAAUUUUCCUUUUUUCCAAGUCUUCGCAGACAUUCUCCGACAACAAAAAUGGCAGCGGCGACUCGGAAGGGCGGCGUUAAUCUUUGGUAUGUGCCAGCGCCGCAAAAUGGCCACACUAAAUGUAGCGGCGAAUAUUGGGAAGUCAUUCUCGGUGCGUGUUCAAACAGAUUUUUGUAAAGUCGACAACUUGCCCGAGUCGGUGUCACCUAUGGGAGAAGAAUGCGGGAAAAGAUUUGGUGCCCGUGAAACUUGUCUGUCAGCUAGGAGCCAGAAUACGACCAGAUGACCAAGAAUUGCAGAGUCCAGUAUUGUGGCUUGUAUUGGAGACUUGACAGGCAUUCAAUGACUCGGCCGUUUCCGAACCAACUGCGAGAGAACUAUUUGGGCACGUGCCCCGGAAAGAGCUUUUAUUCAUUCCGUGGUGCAACCGUAGUUACGUUGGUCUCGGAGUGUGCAACCUGUGCCAAUGAUGCAAGCUUGCGUAAAGAUGAAAAUGCGAGCAUGAAAAGAAGGCUACAGGGUGGUUAGUUUUGUCCCAACGUCGGUAUAUAAUCUAGUAGGAAUCAACUUGUCUCGUUGUGUGCACUACCAUUUUACCCGGAGAAAACUUAAGGACAAAAUACGCAUUAAAAUUACGGCACGCACAGUUAUGCGACUCAAGAAUCGCACGUGCAAAUCUGCAUUUUCUUACAGCCAAAUGUUCCGUUCAGACUGGCAACUGAGAAUGUGCGCGAGACACCUAGCUGGGCUUGGCGACCAGCCAUCCGAAUAAAUCUACAACGCGUCGCAACAAACUGCCCCAAAGCACUGCCAACUUGAGCUACGGAAACAACUGCCGAGUAGCGUUCUAAACUUUUGCCCCAUCACAGUGUGGCUUUCUGAUGCGAGAGGCCAGGGAUCCUAGCCGUUCAUUGAGCACGCAGAAAGCAAUCUAUCAUGAGGGUUCUCAGUUCUGGGGCUCAUGUUUUACAAUCGCGGAAGCUAAAAGCACGGACUUAUUUUUCAAACCGGGGCAAAGAUAACGUCUUUGGGGCGGGUUCUGCUCCGAGUAAACGAAAGACCGUUAUUGUAUGCGGAGAAAAUUUACACUAACAGAAAUUUCUAUUUCCCGCGUAAGACAAUUUCGGCUCGUUAUUCUUGGCCAGAAUUGGGCGGCACUUAUUAAAAUUGUCUAUGCAUUCGCGCAGUUCCUUUCUAUGUCUCGAAAUAGCGAAACAACUCCACCAACCAAUGGCGCUGCUCUCGGCAUGGCGCAAGCUCAGACGCUUCGUUUCACCCGAAUCUUCUCUGCACGUCCAGUGCCCAGACCUGGUGCGGGCAAGCGCUCCCUCGUUGUCCAAACAGUGUGGUGGUCUAUAGUCGGGUUAACGCGCAAUACGAAGCCUGUCCAUUUUAAUUUCAAGAUAUGUAACGUGACCUCGGCUUCAGUCUGUUUAGUCUGCAGUAAUAUUGCGACGUGGAACCACAAAUGUCAUCCUCGCCGGACGACCCUGGUCAUUGCUGGCAUCUUCGUCCGAGAAUGGUGCUUCACACUAGGUGACGAAACGAGGACGGGACGUGGCCAAACACGAGUCGAAAGUGUUUCGGCGGAGUGCCGACAAAAUGAAGAUGCCUCAUGUCUAAUGUCUAAAGGUCGACAGAGAAUCCUCGUGUGCAACUAGAUGAGCGCACCAGGAAGCUAGUCCGUACGUACCGGGGAGUAUGAUGCAGAAAGAUUUUGUUAGUCAGCUGUUUGCAUUUCACGUUCCGUGUCUAGACUGCAAAUGUCGUGGUGUUUCCAAAGACCGAGCAUAUUUUGUCUCUUAGAAAUGAACGGCGUGUAUGGUAUACGGUGUACAUAGAUAUACAGUCACGUUGCGAAGCUCGUAUUUAUUUGUACAGCUUUCACCCUAUUCCGGUGCAGUUGGACGGUGUUGUGAGUCUAAGAAUAAAUAUGUUUUCUACGAGA